AUGGUCAGUCCUACGGCCAAGAUGGUGGGCCUCCGCGCACAAUAUGAGCACAUUUUGCACAAUGCUCUCCUCGUCACGGAAACAGCGGUGGAUCUGAAAGAACGAUCCCAGACCGGGAAGAAAUACGUCUCAGGCUUGAGAAAUCUGGCGGUGAGGGCGACUCGCACAAUUUCCGCCAUGCAAAACUCGGCGAAGAACUUCGUCCUCCUCGGGCAAAGGCUGACCGCUUCGGCGCUGCACCAGAUCGACUCGCUUCCUCUUCCCGAUCAGAACCUGAAGAACCUGAAACAGGGAUGAGCAUUUACACCGGCAGACUUUGAGAAGCUCCUGGCCAUCUUGGAGAAAGAGUUGCUGGACAGCGAUGAAUUGGAGAACGCUGAUACGGUGUUGAACCAUGACCUGGACAACGUCUCUUCAGUUGGGGUUUCGGAGAGGCUGAGGCACUUGGAAACCAAGCAGAAAUUCAGCGAGCAGAUUUCUUUGCCACCCACGAGCAGUGCUCGCAGCUUCCGGUCGGACGUGGACGAGAAGUACCCUGAAAAUUGGUCAAGGGAGUCUUUGAUAGAUUUGAAUAAUGUUGUCAACCUGCCUCCUGUGCCGGAGGAUGCCUUCAUCAGUUUCUCCAAGCCAGUCAGGACUUCCAGUCUGUCUUCGCUUAAAAGUAUCAGAAAGGUAAAGCUGUACCUCCAGCGAGCAGCUAACUCAGAGGAUGAGGAAAGUGAGUACGAUGAGCAUGAACUGUCAAUGUCUGAUGAUCCAGCAAGUAGUUCGGAAGGGGGUGAAUCGCGCUCUGUAGGUGUAUCCAUUAAAAAGGGCGCUGUGCUGUGUAACAUUAAGGAAGAAGCUCCGCAGGAACCAUAA
Messenger RNA from Orussus abietinus, 861 nucleotides. RefSeq lists its product as uncharacterized. Lineage: Eukaryota; Metazoa; Arthropoda; Insecta; Hymenoptera; Orussidae. The transcript has 4 exons. The record is from RefSeq and is a predicted model, not a curated record.